CGACACUAACCGCCACCUACAACUCAACACCAGCCCGUCCGUUGGGUAUAAAAGAGGGCCCCUGAGCCCGAGAACGGCAGUUCAUCCGCGGACGCGGUCCGGUGCACUCCUCUCCAAGCACCAACCUCCUAACUCUGGGAACUUCGUGCCACAUCUCGAAGCGCCUUAUACCGACAACAGCGGGUCCGCCAGUGGAUUUAAUCACACGACACACGAGUGCGGACGCCAGGUGAACAUUAAGAGCGAUCCAGUUCUUACCAACGAGGAUCUCUGCCUGAGGACAACUGCCACUGACAGCACCCUCGGAGUCACCGCUCUGAAACUAUCAUCACCGGAAAAAGAGUCCUUGCUAGCCGAGAGAGCUAGAGCCAUUCAGCUUAACCAUGAGGAGAUGCAGGCUGAACGCGAAAAAUCCGAGAAAAAACGCGAGCGUACAAUGCGCGAUUUAGAUUCGAUAAAGAUCUCCCUCGAGGAGAAGGAAAACGAAUUAUCCAGACGCGAAGUUUCUCCCCAUGACCACCCCCUAGAUCAAUCUGUAAUCGCGCCUCUCGAUGUUGUGCGCGAAUUAUCCAACCUGCGACGUGAUAUCGAAUCAUUAAGACCCAACACCUCUCGAUAUAAAACGGAUUCCCCUACAGCGUCCCCACAAAUUUCCACCCACGGAGGAGAACCACCACGCGUCUCAUUCAGAGAGGCGUUGGAAACAGUUCCCAACUUCGACGGUUAUAACAUCCCCCUAACCCAAUUCGCGCCCGCAUGCCGUCGAGCCAGGGACAUAAUACACCCCACGUCGGAGGGUAACCUUACGCACUUACUCGUCAACAAGCUCCGCGGUCGCGCCUAUUACGCUGUCGAAGACGAGCCCUGCCGCACCGUCACAGAAUUCUUAGACUUAUUGAAUAGGGCAUUUGGCUCACAUAAAACCAUAGAUCAAUAUAGGGGCGAACUGAGUACGAUUUUCCUGCGACCCCGCGAACACAUUCUCGAUUACAUAACGCGCGUCAAGGACCUCCGGACGUCAAUUUUAGAUGCAGAACGUCGGGAACAUGGGACCUUGGACGAGUAUGUGACACUUAACAUAGACGCUCUUACGGCUAGAUCCUUCUGCGAAGGGUUACCGCUGGAAUUCCGUAUACAGCUAAGCAGCGACGACUACAACAGGCCAUUCGAGGCCUUCGCCCACGUGAAAGAUCUAGCAAAGAGACGGGAAUUAGACCGCGAACGCUACGAGCAGCCGCGCCGUAAUGACAACCCCCUUCCUCGGGCAGACCUGCAUCCUAUAGGUAGGCCGCUCGCCCACUCCACCCCCUUGCGCCCACUACAAGACACGUAUAAUAACUACAGGCCGCCAAAUAAUCCGCGCACAGCAUGGGAACAGAGAUAUCCAUCGCAAAAUGAUAGAUUUAAUAACCAUGCGCGUUAUAGUUACUAUACCAGCCCCAAUAACCAACGAAUCGAGUAG
Molecule: messenger RNA, 1462 nt
Organism: Dinoponera quadriceps
Lineage: Eukaryota; Metazoa; Arthropoda; Insecta; Hymenoptera; Formicidae
Exons: 3
Source: RefSeq, a predicted model, not a curated record